GACUGGCACAUCACUUUCUCAGGUCAUGGGAAAUUGAGGCUCUUGAGGAAAGCCAUGUGACUUAACUGUGCUAAAUUCUUUUCCCCCUUCGACGAUGUCAAUAUUGCAUUGGAAAACUUCGUUUUGUUUUUUCUUUAAACCACCCUCUAGCUUUCUUUUUUUUUUACUCAAUAAUAUUGCAUGUGGAAGGUUCUUCAGUCGCGCCACAAAUUCAGAAGUGGGGAAGGGGCACAUUGAGUGGUGUAGAAGAACUUAGUUCAAUUGUUUGUUCUAUUUAUAUGGGCUGUUCUUUUCCCACCUCGCGAUAUUGGAGGAUACUCUCCGAAAAUUACACAAUUCACCCGAUAUAUAAAUUGAAGUGGUUCAGUAUCGUUCGCUUUAGUCGGUUGAGGUUCUUUUCGAACGGUAGAUGCUUUACGAGUUUUCUUCUUUUUUUUUGUUUUUAGUGGAGAGAAAUUCUUGUGCCUCAAGCUGUAGUUCUCAAGUAUAAAUUCUGUGGGAGCAGUGAAUGAACUGAUUCAGUGAAGACAAUAUUCUUUUCUUGGGAGCCAAAGGGAACAUGUGCGCGCGAAAGAGUGCCCAAAAGAUAAUCAAGUUGAGAAGAUAUAAAUGCUGAAUUGUGUGGAGGUCACUAGCGCGGGAAGGUGCUAAGGGGGACACUUUAGAGUGUGUAGAGAGACUCUCAACUUGGUGCUUUGCCUUCGACGAUUUUAGUGUUGUGAUACUAGUGGGAAUAGUAAGAAGUCCGGUCUGACGCACAAAUAAUUACCCAGAGAGAUACGUCAUACCCCGAGUACACAAUUCUUUUAACUAUAAAUUCUGUGAUAUUUGCAUGAGGCGCAACAGUGCUAGUUGGUAGUGUUCCACUCUAUUACAAAUUCAAUCAAACGAACAGUGAAUGACUUGCGAUAAUGCAAGAAGUGCUUAAGAUCUAAGUUCAAGAACAAAUUCAAGAGUUAAAUAACUUUUACUAAAGUGCCCCCGAAAAAUCAUGAAGAAAGUCAAAAACACUUCAAGGCUCUGGCUGGGUCUCAGACCGAGUAAUGCCAAGUUGGAGAAAACGAAAAUGUUCUUCUUUUAUGGACCAAGUUUUGCUGACAACAAAGUUUACGAGCUCAAUGACACAGCAACAGUGCUCAAACAUCCCAAAUUCGACACAAACAGACCUACAGUGCUGUAUUUACACGGGUAUUUGGAAUCGAUGGAAGUGGAGAGUAUCCAGGUGAUAGCUGAUGCCUAUUUAGCACGAAAUGAUCACAAUAUCUUGAUACUAGACUGGGCGGAAUUAGCUGAUGGAAACUAUCUUAUUGACGCAUUUCCAAAUCUAAAACCUCUGGCGAGUGCCCUUGCUGCUUGUAUCUUGAAGAUGGCCAUGGAUGGUCUUCGUUUGGACAAGUUCCAUGUUGUGGGACACUCAAUGGGGGGCCAAUUGGCGGGAUAUAUUGGACGGGAAGUGAUUAAGCAGUCUGAGAAGGGUGCUAAACUCAAAAGAAUAACAGCCCUCGAUCCCGCCUUUCCCGGAUUCUACUUCCCGCUGAAGUUUACAGGUGCUCUCAAUAGCAAAGAUGCUGACUUUGUGGAUGUCAUUCACACAGAUGCCUGGCUCUAUGGAGCACCUUUUGCCACUGGACAUGUGGACUUCUGGCCAAAUAGGGGCAAAACCCUACAACCCGGAUGCCCCAAGAGGAACUACAAAAUGCUCACGGACAACGAUUUGUGCAGCCAUCGAAGAUCCUGGAGAUUCUGGGCUGAGAGUGUCACUGAGAAAAAUCGACCGAGUUUCCAUUCAGUCAAAUGCUCCUCCUGGGACAAAUUCAAGGCUGGAGAUUUUGACAAGAGUGAACCAGUUGUCCUCAUGGGGAUAGAUUGUCCUUCAGGGAUCUCAGGGAAUUACUACCUUCAGACAAAUGGGGAGCCGCCAUAUUCAAAGGGAUCCUCAGGAACCAGCUACGCCGCCUGACGAGCUCUCGAUAAUCCGGGCUCUAGACCAAAUAUGCGCUUUUCUAUGUUCCCUUUUAAUUUAGCCGUGACACGUGAUUGUUUUAUGUAAAUUUUAUACGUGAUAGAGUAAUAUUGUUAAAUAAAGAGCGUCUUAAUUUUAAA
This is a messenger RNA of Phlebotomus papatasi, 2103 nucleotides long. RefSeq names its product lipase member I. NCBI's taxonomy places the organism in Eukaryota, Metazoa, Arthropoda, Insecta, Diptera, Psychodidae. The transcript is spliced from 5 exons. The coding region runs from base 992 to 1960 and encodes 322 amino acids. Gene Ontology annotation, biological process: lipid metabolic process. Gene Ontology annotation, molecular function: lipase activity. The record is from RefSeq and is a predicted model, not a curated record.